Molecule: messenger RNA, 333 nt
Organism: Encephalitozoon romaleae SJ-2008
Lineage: Eukaryota; Fungi; Microsporidia; Unikaryonidae
Product: putative zinc finger domain-containing protein
Exons: 1
Coding region: 1-333 (110 amino acids)
Biological process (GO): regulation of transcription by RNA polymerase II; cell differentiation
Molecular function (GO): RNA polymerase II cis-regulatory region sequence-specific DNA binding; DNA-binding transcription factor activity, RNA polymerase II-specific
Source: RefSeq, a predicted model, not a curated record
AUGAACAGAAAACCCAAGAGAGAAGGCAAGAAACCCAGGACAAGAAUGACAGGAGACCAAAUUAAAGCAUUGAUGGCCUGCUUCCAAGACAAUCCAUUUCCUUCUACAUCAACCAGGGAGGAACUGUCAAGAAUCCUAAGCAUAAGCCCAAGGACGGUGCAGAUAUGGUUUCAAAACCAAAGGCAAAGGAUAAAGAAUCAAAUGAGGAUGAUUAGUGAAGGGGAGGUAUUUGAAGAGAAUGUUCACAAAGAAUGCCCUGGUAAGUUAUGCAUCUUAGCACAUGUGGCAACCAGAAGAAUGGAAGAAAGACACGAACUGGAUCUUGAAUCUUAA